AUGAACAGCAAGGCUAUCUUGUUCGUGUCGAACAUAUCAUCGAUCGCAAACGCGCAAUACCUAGAGCGGUUAUUCUCUGCGUACGGAACUGUGCACCACGUGGAGCUGUUCGGCGAGGGCCCACACCGCUACGCAGAGGUGACAUAUGGCUCAGUCGAUGACGCCGACGCUGCAGUUGCGGCGCUGCACUGCCACUACCAGACAUGUCGAAACUUGCCGAUGAUUGUCCUCUACUCGAAGAAUAGUCCAGCCGUCUCCGCCUACGGCCAUCAAGUCGGGGAGGAGUUCAUGAAAGCAGCAGAGGAGAAGCGGCCGCCUCGCCCGCUCAUGUUAGACGAGUUUGAUAGCAAUUACCAACGCCUCGGGGUGCAGCCGCCGCCUUCUGAGAGCGAAAUCAUCCUCGAGCACCACAAUCCGGGUUACUAG
Molecule: messenger RNA, 426 nt
Organism: Leishmania mexicana MHOM/GT/2001/U1103
Lineage: Eukaryota; Euglenozoa; Kinetoplastea; Trypanosomatida; Trypanosomatidae
Exons: 1
Coding region: 1-426 (141 amino acids)
Molecular function (GO): RNA binding
Source: RefSeq, a predicted model, not a curated record